GCCCUCCCUGUUUUUUCAAACCGGGGCUGGGCGGGGAUUGGUGGGCUGGGCCCUCACGUGGUUAACGGUCGCGGGAAGCCGCGGAACCCGAACUUGCGGACGAACUUGCGGAGCCUUUCGCCAGCACUGGACCGGCCAGUCUCCGCUGGACAUACCGCGCCGCAGCCGUCGCCGUCGCCCCGUCGGGAGCUUGACGGACCUCGGAGUGGCCGCCGCGCAGGCCCGCUGCAGCCUCUGCCCGGCGCGCCCGAUCGCACGUGGCGGACCCGCCCCCUGUGCCAGCCGCGACCUGGACGCCGCCGGCCUGUGCUCGCCGGUCCUGUGUUCUCCGGUGCUCCGCCGUGACUGCAGCCGGGAAAUGAGCUUCCUGAGCCGACAGCAGCCGCCGCCCACCCGCCGCGUCGCAGCCGCUUGCAGUCUGCGGCAGAAGCUCAUCUUCUCGCCGGGCAGCGACUGUGAGGAAGAGGAGGAGGAGGAGGAGGAAGGCAGCGGCCACAGUACCGGGGAGGACUCGGCCUUCCAGGAACCCGAUUCGCCCCUGCUGCCUUCUGCACGCAGCCCUGCCGAGGCCGAGGCCGAGCGCCGCCGUCGCUCGCCCGGCGCGGAGCCCAGCAGCCCGGGAGAGCUGGAGGACGACUUGCUGCUGCAGGGCGGCGGCGGAGGCGCGCAGGCGGCGGGUGGAGGCGCCGAGGGCGACUCUUGGGAGGAGGAGGGUUUCGGCUCCUCGUCGCCCGUCAAAUCACCUUCGACCGCCUACUUUCUGGGCAGCUCGUUCUCGCCGGUGCGCUGCGGCGGCCCGGGGGAUGCCUCCCCGCGGGGUUGCGGGGCUCCGCGGGCCAUGGACGACCCCUGUUCGCCGCAGCCCGACUUCCCGAGCACCCCUCCGCACAAGACCUUCCGCAAGCUGCGCCUGUUCGACACGCCGCACACUCCCAAGAGUUUGCUUUCCAAAGCUCGAGUUAUUGAUUCCAGCUCUGUUAAACUCCGGGGUAGUUCUCUAUUCAUGGACACAGAAAAGUCAGGAAAAAGAGAAUUCGACACACGGCAAACUCCUCAAGUGAAUAUUAACCCCUUUACUCCGGAUCCUGUAUUGCUCCACUCCUCAGGACGGUGUCGUGGGAGAAAGAGAGCGUAUUUUAAUGAUUCCUCUGAAGACAUGGAAGCCAGUGAUUAUGAGUUUGAAGAUGAAACAAGACCUGCCAAAAGAAUUACAAUUACUGAAAGCAAUAUGAAGUCACGUUAUACAACUGAAUUUCAUGAGCUGGAGAAAAUUGGUUCUGGAGAAUUUGGUUCCGUGUUUAAAUGUGUGAAGAGGCUAGAUGGAUGCAUUUAUGCCAUUAAACGAUCAAAAAAACCAUUGGCUGGCUCUGUUGAUGAGCAGAAUGCUUUGAGAGAAGUGUAUGCUCAUGCUGUGCUUGGACAGCAUCCCCAUGUCGUUCGCUAUUUCUCUGCCUGGGCAGAAGAUGACCAUAUGCUUAUACAGAAUGAAUACUGUAAUGGUGGGAGUUUAGCUGAUGCUAUAAAUGAGAACUACAGAGUCAUGAGCUACUUUACUGAAGUAGAGCUGAAGGAUCUCCUUUUGCAAGUUGGCCGGGGCUUGAGAUACAUACAUUCAAUGUCUUUGGUUCACAUGGAUAUAAAACCUAGUAAUAUUUUUAUAUCUCGAACCUCAAUCCCAAAUGCUGUCUCUGAGGAAGGAGAUGAAGAUGACUGGAUAUCCAACAAAGUUAUGUUUAAAAUAGGUGAUCUUGGGCAUGUAACAAGAAUCUCUAGUCCUCAAGUCGAAGAAGGUGAUAGUCGUUUUCUAGCAAAUGAAGUUUUACAAGAGAACUAUAGCCAUCUACCGAAAGCAGAUAUUUUUGCUCUUGCUCUCACAGUCGUAUGUGCUGCUGGUGCUGAACCCCUUCCCAGAAAUGGAGAGCAAUGGCACGAGAUCCGGCAGGGUCGGUUACCUCGGAUCCCACAAGUGCUUUCCCGGGAGGUGACAGAGUUGCUGAGAGUUAUGAUUCAUCCUGAUCCAGAGAGAAGGCCUUCAGCAAUGGUGCUGGUGAAGCAUUCAGUGUUAUUGUCUGCAUCUAGAAAGAGCGCAGAGCAGUUACGAAUAGAAUUGAAUGCAGAAAAAUUCAAAAAUUCUCUUUUGCAGAAAGAACUCAAGAAAGCCCAAAUGGCAGCCAAAGUUGCAGCUGAGGAACGGGCACUCUUCACAGAUCGGAUGGCCACUAGAUCCACCACCCAGAGUAAUAGAACUUCUCGACUUAUUGGAAAGAAAAUGAACCGCUCUGUCAGCCUUACUAUAUACUGAACUGCUCACAUUCCCCAGCCCUUCCCCACUCAAAGGAAAAAAAAACUGUGACAAGAGGAAGCUAGGUUGAAAUCACUGCUAGAGUCCACUUUGUGAUUACUUGCCCAUUGGUAUCAGUAGUUUUCCUAAAACGCCUUCUGUGAGUUGUGAAUUACAGUUGAGAGCUGUAUUCUGACUUGGCUCUGUCAGGCUUUUGUCUCAUCUUCCCGUCUGUUUCAUGUAGGAUGUUGGUCACUGUGGGAUGUUCCAGUGCCCUUUGCGGAGUGCACCACUGUGGUGGUGUGCUGCUUUUCAUUCACUAUUGCAGUGUGGUGAAAGGUGUCUUUCCUUGUUAUGACCUGUAGAAAGGACUCAAGGGCUUUACUGCGAACAUCCUCUCCCUUCAAAAAGGGAAAUGCUCAGAGACUCAGUACUACUCAGCCUCCAAUAUACCUGUGUCAAUCUUACCUUUCUUUUUUUCUAUGUGAAUUAUACUUGUAUAUCCAACUGGGAGCACUUUAGGCAUCAUGUCCGCCAUGGGAUGGUCAUUCUGUGGAAGCCUUGCCUUGUGAAUUUGCUGCUAUUUUAGUUUCCUCUUGCUGUAAAACUAGCAUUAAACAAUCAUUGUUGUUAAUAGGCUUUCUUUCAAAACAAUUAUGUGAAAUAUAUAGCUGCUCUUCAUGAAAAGCAGCUUCGCAUCUUUUUCUUUGGACUUUGAAGCUAGUGCAUUGAAAAAGUGCACCUACCCCUCCCUGUUUGAAUGCUGUAUUAAUGUAGUAUAAUUAUUACUGGUUUUGUAAAUUUUUCUUAUAAUGUCCUCUGACUUUAAAACAUGUUUCCUUCCUCCUAUCAAGUCUUGUACUUGGUUGUAUGGUUAGCCUAUUUUUAAAUGUUUUGCCCAGUUUCUCUUCAAUAUUUGUGUAUAUAAACUGAUCUUGGUAAUACUGUACAUAGCUGUUUAAAAUACCAGAAUGACUUCUGACUAUUCCAAGUUUUCCGCAAAAUACAUUUUACCUGUGAAUAGCUAUUUGACUAACAAUGUUUGGCUAGUAGAUACUGCCCUCCAAAAGGGCAAAAGGGGGGAAACGUCUCGCUUGUUUUCCUAUUAACUUUGGUCUGAAACACAUUUGCACUUGUCUGUUGACUUCUGUCUUAUUAACAUUGUCUGGUGUAUUAAAAGUCAUUCUGUGCUUACCUUA
This is a messenger RNA of Mus pahari (shrew mouse), 3480 nucleotides long. RefSeq names its product WEE1 G2 checkpoint kinase (gene Wee1). The record is from RefSeq and is a predicted model, not a curated record. Bases 359 to 2302 code for a protein of 647 amino acids. The transcript has 11 exons. Gene Ontology annotation, cellular component: nucleus. Gene Ontology annotation, molecular function: non-membrane spanning protein tyrosine kinase activity; ATP binding; magnesium ion binding. Gene Ontology annotation, biological process: mitotic cell cycle; protein phosphorylation. Lineage: Eukaryota; Metazoa; Chordata; Mammalia; Rodentia; Muridae.